GAGUCAGACCCCGGAGCCGAUCCAGUUCAGCACCGACAGCUGUUCGUAAACACAGAAGUCAAUUUUACUGUAUUAUUUUUCAGUAUAAAAAAAAAGGGAAAUGGCGUCGGUGGCUCUCAGCGGCCGUCGGAAGGGAGUCAGUAAACGUGCUGCAGCAACGGAACAGGAAGCCAGUGAAAUAAUACAGCCUCCAGGUAUUCAGAAAGCCACUGUUUUAAGGAAAUCUGAUUGGAUCAAGAUUCAAGAUGACCUGAGGAGAGUUACCAAAGAAAAGCAGUAUGUAGGAGAAGCAGCUAAACAAAGAGAGGCCCUGCACCUUCAGUCAAAAGAAGUGGUAAACCAGUGGUCCAAUACCAUCAAAAAACAAAGGCAAAAGAGGUUAGAAGCCAGGAAAAUUCGGCUGCAGAUGGAGGAGGAAGAAAGGAAGCAGAUUGAAAUCGAAGAAACCAAAUCCAAGGAACAAAAGCAGCAAGAGACCGCUGAGAAGGCCAGGACUCAGUUGUACUAUCAAACCAGCCGAGUCAGGAGAUUACAUAGUGCGCUCCUGUUGAGCGAGGUGCUGAAACAGAGGGAGGCCCAGACUGAACUGAAGCAACAGAGGAAACGUGCCUCUGAAGAUGCGGACAAAAAGUUUCUGGAAACAGUAAAAACCAAACAGGAUGAAGCCUUGAAAGAAGAGCAGGAGAAAGCUCUGCACAGGAAGCUCCAGAGACAGGCUGCAGCAGAAGACCUGAAAAACCAGAUGAACGAAAAUGAGUUGGCAAGAGAGCAACAGAAGCUGGGAAAGAAGAAGGAUGGCGAGGAAAUCCUGCGUCUUCAAGAGCUCCAUCUGCUGGAGCAAAAAGUGGAGUCAGAACGACGAGCAGACCAGAAGAGACACCUCAUGCAAGCUCAUCAGGAUCAUCUUGCUAACAAAGCCCUAAUUAGAGCACGAGAUGCAGAAAAACAGGAGGCCGAGGAGGAACAACGAAAGCUUUUCGUUUCAACUAAAGAGAAAAUGGUGAAGUUACAGAAAGAAAGAGAGCAGGAGUUGUUAAGGGAGGCUCAGCUGCGCAGGGAGAUUUUGAACAAACCGACCGUCACACCGCUGGAGCAAAAGGCCACAGAAGAGCAGAGGAUAGCCAAAUGUGUGGCUGAGCGGGAGGCAAAACGGGCACAGCUGCAGGAGGAGGAGGGGAGGAAGAAGUCUGAGCUGCUGAAAUCCGUCACUGAGCACAGGGAACUCAUGAGAAAAGAAAAGGAGCACAGAGGUAAAAUCGCUGAGCAGGAGACCCGGGAGGCCCUGCAGGCAAAGAGAGAGGCUGACAGAAUAUUCCUGGAGAAAAAACAACAGAAGGCUGAAAAACUCAGAGAAGAUGGAAGAAAACUGAACGAUUUCAAUGCCGCACAACAGGCUGAGAAAAGCGCCAGGUUUCAGCAGCUGAAGGAAGAAGAACGCAACUUUAACGCAAAGAACGCCCAACUCCUCAUGGAAGAGGAAGAGCGGUUCCAGCAGUACUCGCAGCACAUCAUCAGCGCAGCAGCGGAAGCUAAACGCAACGUGUUUCCACUGUACAAAGCUGCAAAGGAAGGAGCGAGAGGCGGCUCUGYUUCUGGUGGCGUUGGACCCAUCUACCUCGUCCACGAUGCCACCGGCGCUCAGAUGCCCAAAUACGUCUCUGCCACCACCGAGAAGAUUAAACAACUUCGCCAGCCUGCAAAUAUACAGGAGUCCAAAAAAAGACUGGGUUUGACGUGGUGAGUUUACUGACAGCUGGCAAGWUCUUGUCCAAACAUUACCCUAAUAAAUGAACAAAUUUAUGAUUUAAUGUGGUCAUUUUGCAUUACKUAAAUGGAUGUUUUUUGAAUACCUUAAUAAUUACUUUUGAAGAUUUUGGAUCAACGUCUGUUGGCAGUUUUUAAAUUUAUACAGGAAAAGACAACUUAAUCAUUUUUAUUUGGAUUUGAUUGAAAAUGUAUAAGCAUAAAGUGAUUUCAUCCAUACAAAGGGAAGCAAAAGAAAAAGAGCUACAUGAACUGUCAUUAAAAAAGCUGUAUUAAAAACACUUGCAAUAAGACCAUUGUGCAUAAGUUCAUGACAUUGUCUUAUUAGUAUUAUACAGUAUAUUCAAAGUUUAGUGUUGACUUAAAGUAUGGUCAUGUUUCUUUGUUGAUAAAUGAAAGUUUUAUGUCCAUUGUUUUCAGUACUAUGAUGCAAUAAAAUGAAGCUUUAACUUUAAAGAGGUAUUCCUCAGUGUUCAGUGGAUCAACAUGUGACCUAAACUAGUAUAAAAUUACACAAAACUGAGAAUAUUAAAAGCAUUUUUUAUUUUACCAGACAGUGAUGUUUGACACAGGCUCACCUGGAAGCAAAUUUGAUUUUUUUUUUCAAUAAGUCGUCGUCAGUUCAUUAUUGUAGUUUUGAUUGCAAAUCGUAUUCUGGACUCCGUAUAUACAGAGAAUAGAAAACAAAAGAAAAAAAAUCACAGUUUUUAAUUCCAUCUAAACUCCAGCAGAUAUUUAGAACCAACUUGUAGAUUUUACAAACUGCAUGUAUCUUGUACUAAACAGCCUUUUAUUUAAAAAAACAAACAAA
Molecule: messenger RNA, 2575 nt
Organism: Austrofundulus limnaeus
Lineage: Eukaryota; Metazoa; Chordata; Actinopteri; Cyprinodontiformes; Rivulidae
Gene: cfap210
Product: cilia and flagella associated protein 210
Exons: 9
Coding region: 101-1741 (546 amino acids)
Cellular component (GO): axonemal microtubule
Source: RefSeq, a predicted model, not a curated record